Molecule: messenger RNA, 1296 nt
Organism: Folsomia candida
Lineage: Eukaryota; Metazoa; Arthropoda; Collembola; Entomobryomorpha; Isotomidae
Exons: 2
Coding region: 28-1137 (369 amino acids)
Source: RefSeq, a predicted model, not a curated record
AAGAAAGCAGUAAUUUAGCAGAAAAUCAUGGAAACACGAGUCAUAUUUGUCCUCUUGUUGGGAAGCGUCGUCAUGGUAACGGGACAGAACCCCAUAUUUUCCGUGGUGAACGGACUCGCAGGAUUUUUCGAAGCUCAACAACAACAAUUUAUUUCGAAUUUGCUCAAUUUAAAUCCAUUGAAUAUACUGCGACCGAGAAGAACCACGACCACGGUGCGACCAGCCCCGGUAAUAAUUACCGAGACGACGACCACGGCGCCAACACAACCACCAACUUCACCCCCAGAAAUUAGUACCCCGCAAAAAAGUACGACCGUGGUUGCUAUAGUAACCGAGGCCGUGACCUUAGCAACUGAACCGGCAGUGGAAACUUUACAAAAUAAUGGGGAAACUGCACCCCCUAAUGUUCCCGAAGAAAAUUUGGAAAAUAUUCCCAUAGAAACUACACCCCUUGAAAUCCCUGCUGAAAAUUCCGUCGAAAUCUUGGAAACUUUCGAAAAUAAUGAACAAAGUGGGCUCCCUAACCUUCCUGAUUUGGAUAAAAAUCAGGAAACUUUGGAAAAUAAUGGACCAAACACGCUCCCAAAUUUUUCUGAGUUGGAUAAAGAUCAAGAAAAUUUAGAAAUUGUAGAAACCGUUCCCAUAGAAACCAUACCUCUUGAAAUCCCUGCUGAAAAUAUUGUGGAAAUUUUAGAAAAUAACGAGCAAGGUGGACCCCCAAAUUUUCCUGGGUUGAAUAACGAUCAAGAAAAUUUGGAAACCAUAGAAACCGCACCUUCUGCUGAGAAUACGCUGGAAACUUUGGAAAAUAAUGGGCAAAAUGUACUCCCAGAGUUUCCUGAUUUGAAUAAAAAUCAAGAAAAUUUGGAAACCGUUUCCAUAGAAACCGCACCCCUUGAACUAACCUCUGCUGAACUUGCAGAAUUAGACCCCGAAUUAGAAUCCGGGGAAUAUAUCGAUUCUGAAGAAAUUUUUCUUCCUUCCGAACGAAGCCUAUUUCCAUGGCAACAGCAAAAUAUAACACUGCAACAAUUGCAAAAUUUCAUUCAGCAAAAUUCCGAUUUUACUUUUGAUUCACCAGACCAGCUGGAAAUUUUGUAUCAAAAUUUUAUCAAAAAUAAUUCCAGUAUUUUUUAACAGAAAAAAAUAUUAUUAUUACCAGGAAAAUAUAUUUACUAUGAAAAUGAUUAAUUUAAGCUUUUAAUAAAUCUAAUAAUUAACUAAAUACCCUUAAAUAUGUGUAAUUCGUUAAGUUUGCAAAUAUAUUUCAAAAUUGGACACCUUUUUGAAACGUUA